Ochotona curzoniae (black-lipped pika) is the source of this 1957-nucleotide messenger RNA. RefSeq names its product TAFA chemokine like family member 1 (gene TAFA1). The coding region runs from base 459 to 860 and encodes 133 amino acids. The record is from RefSeq and is a predicted model, not a curated record. The transcript has 5 exons. NCBI's taxonomy places the organism in Eukaryota, Metazoa, Chordata, Mammalia, Lagomorpha, Ochotonidae. Gene Ontology annotation, biological process: neuroblast differentiation; regulation of neuroblast proliferation. Gene Ontology annotation, molecular function: receptor ligand activity.
AGACUACUGCUACUUACAGCACCGUACAGCAGCCCUGCUCUUACCCUGCACUGCCUUACUCUGCCCUGGAUGCACUGGAGUGGGGAUGGUCCAGCAGUAGCUCAACUGAUUCCCAUCUGGAAACUGCACAUUCUCUCACCACCACUUCAAAAGUCUCUUCAGGCAGAGGUGACGCCAGGAGAUUAUUUAAAGGUGAAAAUGACAAGGUUUCUACCGCUCAAACCCUGGCUCCUUUUCUGACAACAGUCUGAAUGAACCUGAUGUCUUCUUUACCGUGGAAAUAGGACUGGAAGAGGAAAACAUACUCAUUUUUAAAAUCUUGAUAAAGAAAAUUGUUGGGAAUCUAGCUUUUUUUUUUUUUUAAUCUGAAAUUGUGACACAGAUGGAUUUUAAAAAGUGUUAGAUCUUUCCAAUGAACACUACUAGAGUACUCUUCUUUUGGCUGGAUUUUUCAGAGGAUGGCCAUGGUGUCGGCGAUGUCGUGGGUCCUGUACUUGUGGAUAAGUGCUUGCGCGAUGCUGCUCUGCCAAGGGUCUCUCCAGCACACGUUCCAGCAGCACCACCUGCACAGACCAGAAGGAGGGACGUGUGAGGUGAUUGCUGCACACAGAUGCUGCAACAAGAACCGCAUUGAAGAGCGGUCGCAAACAGUGAAGUGUUCCUGUCUCCCUGGGAAAGUGGCGGGAACCACGAGAAACAGACCUUCCUGUGUGGAUGCCUCCAUAGUGAUUGGGAAAUGGUGGUGUGAGAUGGAGCCUUGUCUAGAGGGAGAAGAAUGUAAGACACUCCCUGACAAUUCCGGAUGGAUGUGCGCUACAGGCAACAAAAUUAAGACCACACGAAUUCACCCAAGAACCUAACAGAAGCUUUUGUGGUAACAAAGGAAAACCAACCUUGUGGAAAACACACUUUGAGAAUUUCAAACAUCCUACUCACUUACAAACCAAAUGGAUUUCUUAUUUGCACUUUGACUGGUUACUAGAUAAUCAUAGUGCAUUUACUGUGUGUGAUGAAGCAUUUGUUAAUGAGAACACUGGCAACUUGGAGUUUCUGGAAAGUGGAUUUUCACAAAGGGUUUUCUUGAUGAACACUUUUGGGCAUCAUGAAGAAGGAUCAACUGUCUUCUAAUUUGGAUCUACAGUUACUUUGUACCAUUUGAAAUAUAUGUGUAUAUAUAAUAUUUUGAGAUAUUAUAUAUUCUCUUCGAAAAUGAACAGUAUCACAGUUUGAAAUGGCUGGUGUUAUCUCUUUGAGUUUUGGAUGUCUUAUCUGUUUUGGUUGGGUUUUGUCAUUUUUUUUUUCUCUCUGCAAGGAAGAUAUGUGCACUUUUGGGAAUUCAACAUGGCACUGCCACUGGAAAGCCAGCUACAAGUGGACUCCUGGAAUUUGAGGCAUCGUAAUGAUACUGAAUCAAGAGCUUCCUUCAGUUUCUACUCCAUGGCCCCAGGAAGCACAUCAUCCUGUUUUAUUGCUUUCUACCCUGUGCAAUAUUAGCAUGCAAGCUUGGCUUACAUAACCAUACUUUAUAUUCAAUUGAUAUAUAAUAGCCGUUCUAACCUCUUCCAGGAAAAUAUUUUUAGAACUACUAGCUUUUCCACAUUUAAGAAAAUGAGGAUUCUAAAGGGAACUGCUCCACCAUACUAUUGAGACUCUUCAGAGCUGUGAUAGGAUGUAGAUCCCUUAUUAGUUCUGUAAAUACAAUGUCUUCAGGCUAUGUAUAGCUGUCUUAGACUGCAGAAAUGUCCUCUAACUAAACCCAAAGUCUGGCAUCGUUAACUUACAUAGUGCUGUAGCAACAAGUCUUAUCAUGGCAUCUCUUUCUAUGUUUGAUUUGCUUUUUCCUAGAGAAUUCAGAUCUCUUCUGGUGAGAUAGGAAGGCUUGAAAGCAAUGAGGUUUUAGGAUGCUCUAUGUGACCCAAUGUUGGACAGCCCUAUUAAAGUGGUAAAUAACUUCUUU